UAAGGGUAUGUUUUCAAGGCUGAGCCGGUGUUUCUAUCAUUGCCUCUCUAUGCUUUCUGUUUUCUGACCACCUGCGCCUUCCUGCAAACAUACUUAUUCCUGCAUACUGAGACCACCCUUUUCCCUCACCACCCCCUGUAUUCUCCACUGUUGAGACCAGGUUUUCAGCACUUGCCAGAGUGGCUCGCGAUGGACAGCGCUGUGAAGACGCACUGAUCUCUCUCAUAAAUCAACGGCACGACUACUUGAAUUAAAUCUCUGCUGACAAGAGGUCUGAACACAGAGUAGAGAGGGAGAGAGAGAGAGAAAGAGAGAGACUUCUGUGGACUAUCCCUCAGCCGACAACACACAGAAACAGAGUUCUGAGCUUUUGUCAUAUCAGUUGCUUUACAUCUAGAAUAGCCCAGAUGGAAGAAGAUAUGGACGAGGGGCAGACUCAGAAAGGAUGCCUGGAGUGCUGCAUCAAAUGCCUGGGUGGCAUCCCGUACCCGUCACUUAUCGCUACCAUCCUGUUGUACGCUGGGGUGGCGCUGUUCUGCGGCUGCGGGCACGAGGCCCUCUCCGGGACCGUCACCAUCCUGCAGAACUACUUUGAGGUGGUCAGAGGACCCGUGGAUUCCCUUGACGUGUUCACCAUGAUUGACAUCAUUAAGUAUGUGAUCUAUGGCAUCGCCUCAGCGUUCUUUGUCUACGGCAUUCUGUUGAUGGUGGAGGGCUUCUUUACCAGCGGAGCCAUCAAGGACCUUUACGGAGACUUCAAGAUCACCACCUGUGGACGUUGCGUCAGUGCUUGGUUCAUCAUGCUGACGUACAUCUUCAUGCUGGCUUGGCUCGGGGUGACUGCGUUCACCUCCCUCCCCGUCUUCAUCUACUUCAACAUCUGGACCAUUUGCCAAAACGCCACCAUCCUGGAGGGAGUGACUCUGUGCCUGGACCCGCGCCAGUAUGGUAUUGUGCCAAUUGGGGAGGGGAAGACUGUAUGUACUGGAUCUGACAAGUUUUACAAAAUGUGUGAAUCAAAUGAGCUGGACAUGACAUUCCACCUGUUCGUUUGUUCCCUGGCUGGUGCUGGAGCUGCUGUCAUUGCUAUGAUCCACUACCUGAUGGUGCUGUCAGCCAACUGGGCCUACGUGAAGGACGCGUGCAGGAUGCAGAAGUACGAGGACACCAAGUCCAAGGAGGAGCAGGAGCUCCACGACAUCCACUCCACCCGCUCCAAGGAGCGUCUCAACGCCUACACAUAAGGCCAGCGUGACGCCUGGCCCUGCCACCCUGCCCCUCCAUCUCCACCAUCCCCUUUAAAGAGGGGGGUGGGUGGCGCCCGGGGUCCUCGCCACCGCUGAUGUCACUGGUGCGUCAUAUGACAAAGUGGUCCUGGGUACCCUCACAACCCCUCCAAACGGCAUUUCAGAUGAUGAGCCCUAUUACCUCUCUUAUGGACUGUAUUAUGAUUAUGAUGAUUAUUAUUAGUAUUACCUGUAGUAUUAUGGCUUUCAUAGUAGUUGGUAGUUCAGUACGUAGUCGAAUUGGAAGUAUCUAGCAGAAGUAUUUUUCAUUUACUUUUUUACUUUGGAGAAUUUCUUUGGAUUUUUAUGAGUUUGUAGUUUUAUCAAGGGUCACAUUUCCCUCCUUUUAUAAUUGAUUUAUAUUUAUUUUUUAGGUGGUCAGUGAGGGCUUAAAGGGUUUCAAGCACAUUUCUCAUGUUUGUGUGUCUGUAUAGAUCUCAUUUUAAAGCACUAUGUACAUGGAUGGGUGAUCGGUGUUGAAGACUACAAUAUUUUCAAUCACACAGGGGAACUUUUAAAGCUUCUGAAGCCUUUAAAUACCAGUACUGCCAGGGAUCUAAAUAAUAUCUUUGAAGUGAAAAGCUUUUUUUUUUUACUACCUGCGGUUACACGAUAGCAUUACCAAAUUAUAAUUAUACAAAAACAUGAUUUACUAGAUGUGCCAACCCACUGGGCACAGAUGUCAAUUAAAUGUCUAUUCCACGUUGGUUCAAUGUAACUUCACUGAAAUGACGUGGAAAAAACAUUGAUUUAACCAGUGUGUGUCCAGCCUGUUAAACAGGAAAUACUUAGGUCAUUAUCAAAGAAGAAAUGAGUUGCCAAUAUGAUAAACAAUGGAUUAUUUUAUUACAAUAUGAGGCAUCUUGCCAAUUUAAAGCUAUGUAUCUAAGGACUGUGAAUGAUUCGUUCGUCUUCAAUCAUAUGCCACACAAGCACACGCACACAUGUUCUCAUAACCCCAUUUUUAUUUCAUAAAGUGUAACUUAAUAAAUACAAGUAUGAAAGUUUUUGCAGAUUUCUGCCCUGCAUAUAUUGAGAUAUAAAUGCAUUCUUUGGUCCUAUAUGUUAAGCACUUCAAAUUCAGGACAAUUGAUAAGAGAAUAAAAAUACGUUUCUGUGGUUUAAUUCACUAUGAAUCCCUGUCUUUCAAAAAUAGUGACGCAAAAAAAAGCAUUUCAUGUCAAAUUGAACUUUUUUGGUGGAUUUAUCAGUCUUAAGAAAAGUGUGUCACAGUAAGUUAUUUUAUUUAUGACAGUAAAAGUUGGAUUGUAUUGCUUACACAUCAUAAUGCCAUAGGACUCCGAAGGUGGCCUACCAUUUCAUUGCCUGGCAAUAUUUGUUUUGUCAGUAUUUCUAAGAGCUAGUUUUGUGCACUUAUUUGGACAUUUCUGUGCUCUCUCUAGGUGUAAGCUCAUUGGUGUUCAACUCAGAGUUGGAUAACUGUACUGUUAGGUAAAAACUGUGAAUUUAGAUGUUUUUUUGUGGCAUGGACAAUUUUGUUUAACACUUUGCCUGUCUUGCUGGGUCAACCUUUUGUUUACAUGUGCAGUACUAAACCCCCCAAUGGUAACAGCAUUAUAGUACUGAUAUUAGACGGUAGUGUUUGAGUUGUGUCUAUUUAGUUUGUGAUGAGCUUUCAACCAUGUCUUGAACUGACUAUUGUACCAACGUUGCUUAUUCAGUAAAUGACCUGACAAUGUUUUCAGCUUUGUCCUCGUAUUAGUCUUUUGUACUUUCACAAAGAAUGCUUACUUUUGUGAUAAUGCCCUCGAAGCCGGUUUUACUGGUGGUGUUAUCAGAGGAUAUAGCUGUGUUUUCUGUUUGUCUGUUGCCAGUUCGUCUUGUUUGUCAAGCUUACCAGCGUUUGUCCUGUCAGCUCCUGUCUUUUAGCCGGUGUUAUCGGAGGAUGUAUUGGCACGGGUGUUGUUAGGCCCGAGACGAAGUCAGCAAACCGUCCCAGAAUAUCCUCCAAACACCGGCUUCAUGGGCAUUAUCACUUUUAUACAACGGGUUACCAAACAUAUUCAACUUAUGUUUGACAUAUUUUAAUAAAAAAAUAUAUUUGUAUUCAUUUAUUCAUACUAUUUCAUCCUUCCACAAUAUAUAGUCCCGACACAAAUCUAGGGUUACUAGAGACGCGACCCAGUCGCUCAGUUUUUUUUGUUCUGUAUCUGUGGACGCGACCCAGUCGUUCGUUCUAAAUGUUACAUAGUAACAUUGUCUUAAUUGAAUCUGUUUUGUACAUACGUGUGCUAACAGUUGAAGUGGCUUUUCUGGCAUGUAGGAUCAAAAUUUGCUUGCAUAAAUAAAAAUCACUGUAUUCCCUGUGAAA
Molecule: messenger RNA, 3618 nt
Organism: Oncorhynchus mykiss (rainbow trout)
Lineage: Eukaryota; Metazoa; Chordata; Actinopteri; Salmoniformes; Salmonidae
Gene: gpm6aa
Product: glycoprotein M6Aa
Biological process (GO): neuron projection development
Cellular component (GO): neuronal cell body; filopodium; plasma membrane
Source: RefSeq, a predicted model, not a curated record